This is a messenger RNA of Procambarus clarkii (red swamp crayfish), 3264 nucleotides long. RefSeq lists its product as uncharacterized. The record is from RefSeq and is a predicted model, not a curated record. NCBI's taxonomy places the organism in Eukaryota, Metazoa, Arthropoda, Malacostraca, Decapoda, Cambaridae.
GGCGCUGCCACGAUGCCAGAGUAACUGAUACUUAGUGCCUUGACGGACUCGUUGUAGGUAGGGCGUGUCUCGCUGCUCCUCCCUUCACCAUCACACCAUACAGACGUGUGUGUUUGAUCUGUCAGCAAGAGUGAAUGCAUUCUGAACAGUCUAUAGAAAGUAGAGGGAGGUGGAGGUAGUGGAAGUAGUGGCUAUUGCGAGGACUGGAGAUUGUGUAGGUGUCGACUACAAUGAAGGCUCCAAAUUCCAGCAAGGAUAUCACCAAGCCAUGGCUGGAGGACGUGUUAGCACACUACCUGUCCAAAAAGUAUCCUGGGAAAAACACCGCCAUCCUCUCCUUCAGUGUUGUCGGUGGUACAAGCCCAGGUGAUGGUUUCAACUCCGAGUUGGUGCUGCUGGAUGUUGAGGUGUCGGUGAAUGAAGGUGAAACCUCUCGCAAUACCAUCAUUCUCCAUCUGGCAGCUAAAUUCUCCAGUUUGAAUCCCAUGAUUUGUGAAAUAAACAAGAAGCUGAAGUCUAGUUUGAGGGAGUAUUUAGUAUAUGCAGAGAUCAUAAAGGAACUAAAUGAGUUUCAAUCUGCUAAAGCACCUGAGGAGCCUUGUAUACCAAUCCCAGAAUUAAUAUAUGGUAAGUGUACAAAGAAGGAAAACAUAUUACUAAUGGAAAAUAUUAAGAUCACUGGUUAUGAGACGUACAACAAGCACAAAGGACUAGAUUUUGACCAUCUUAAAAUUGUAAUAGAAGAGAUUGCGAGAAUCCAUGUGCUUUCACAUGCAUACUAUCAGUCCAGUAGUUUCCAGGAAAAAUACACAUGUUUUCCAACAACAUCAGAACAUCUCAUAAAAACUAAACCAGUAAUAUCUGCAGUGCUAGAAGUUGCCAUUGCAUUUCUUGAGAGUCAGAAUGACAAAGAUGUAACGGAGAGAGUCAAAGCAUGUAAACAAAGUUUAAUAGAAAAAUAUACAUGUGCACUGCCUGAAGAAGAUACCAUCAAAUGUUUAAUUCAUGGAGAUCUGUGGAUAAAUAAUAUCAUGUACAAAUACAAAGAUCCUCAACUAAAUGGAAGCCAUCAAGAGAUUGAAGGAAUAAAACUUAUUGACUGGGGAAACACUAGCUGGGGAAGCCCUUUUUUUGACCUUCAGUAUCUGCUACACGCCUCCACGACUCACACCAUCAGAACUACCCACCUAGAGGAGCUCCUACACCACUACCACUCCACGUUCACCAGGCUCGCUGCUAAGCUGGGAUCUCCUGCUGCCAGCUGGAACUUUACACAGUUUAUGAUCGACUGGGAGAAGACUUGCAUAUUGGGAUUACUUUUAGGCUGCGCACUGGUGCUGGCAUCCCUGAACACAAGCAGUCCUGUAUACAAAGACCCAGGACCUUCUGUACUGGACAAAUCUUUUUUGUUACCAAUGAAAUUUGUUUCUGAUGGCAUGAAACUUGGGGCGGCAAAAUGUCUUGUUCUUUUAUUCGAGAAACCAGUUGGCGAGUAUUUGGCCAUGAAAGGUUUUCAACUGAUGUACAAGCCAAUUCUCAAAGAACUUCUUUCUGUCAAGAAUGAACUCAUGAAUAACAGGAUACUUGACCUAUUCAGUGAAGCAGAUAAGAAGGGGAUUUUCAUUAAAACAUGAAUAAAUACUAUCAUUUACUCUUCAAUUUGCUACAUAGCCUUCCCGGUUUGGUGCCUUCUUUUGAUAAUUACUUACUUACUUAGUCUUUAAUUCAUGAUUAAUGGUAUUCUAUUUAAUUUUAAAUUGUAAUUCUACACAAAAUCAAUAUGAAAAAUAUCACAAUCCUUUUAAAUUUGAAAAUGACCCACAGCAGUUAACUACCUCUCAGGAACUUAUUUACUGCUAAGAGAACAGACAUCAGGUAUAAGGAAACAAGCCAAUCCAAAAUCAAUCAGUUGUGUGGCACCUGCACCAACCACUGAUACACGAAGUGCCUAGAACCAAAUAUUUCGGGCUGUUCUCAUCCGGGUUCUGAAUUGUAAUGUCUAAAUUCAGUAUUAAGUGACCUUGAGCAACUGUUGAACACAAGUACUGUACAAUACUGACUUCCUUUCUCUUACAUAUAAAAAUUUACACCAAAAUCAUCUCUCUAACACAAAUCUAGAACUUUCAUUUCCUGAAACGUUUUGAAGGUACAGCAGUAUAAAUUAUAAUUAAUACAGUACAUACAAUAUAUUGUACAGUGCCGGCAAGUCAUUUAUCCCCGAGACUACACCACAAGGCAGACUAUGAUUAAACUACCCAAUAUACAUUUUCACUAUCAUUUCUCAGAAUUGUUCAAAGUUUAAGAAUUGGAUGUUUUAUAAUGUAUAUAUUGCAGCUGAAUUCUCAGUCAAUUCAACUCUAGUAUGAUGGAUUUAAUGAAGUCUUUGUUGCUGAUGAGUGGUAUGGAUGGUAGGAGGGAGAUGAUUGAUUGAAUUUACCACCAGAUGCAGUUCAGUGCUGAAAAAAGACUGGAUUCCAAGCCUAGGUAUUGGUAAAAAUGUUACUGUACCAAAUAUCAGCUUGAUAUUGAUGAAACUGCCAAAUCUGAAUGCAAAAGAUCUUAUGAUCAAGAGGGAUCUUAAGCCAAGAAAAGUGUACAAAUGUUCAGAAUAAACUAAUUUGAUACUAGAAUUCAUAAGAAGUGUUAGCAAUAAGUUAUUUAAUGUUGUUCAUAAGUUUUACCUUAUUAUUGUUAGUAAGAUACUUUAUUUAGAGUAUGAAGUUCAGUUUUGGGCAUUGUACUAUAGGUGGGCAUAAUGUUACGAGUGGCUCCUUAUCAAAAGGUAACGGUUAAGUGUUGUGUGAGACAUAUUUUUUAGGUAACAAUCUAAGGAAUAAUGGGCAAUGGAAAAAAAGUAUUUAUAUGGAUUAUAACACAAAUUAAUUUUAAUGUGUGGUGGUGUGUUGGCACCAGUAAAUAUUGUGCUAACAGGACAUAAUAAUAAUUUGUCAAUGAGCAAUGCAGGAGAUGUAGGGGUCUGUCAAGACUUUUAAUUAUUAAAUUUGUUUUAACUUGCAUGAUUCUCUAGUAUGGUUGAAAGUUUGUUCUUCCCUCAUGUUGUUGAUUCUUGUGUAUCUUCUGGCACCAAGAAUCACCCUCAUGGCUUCAUUCUGUUUUCUAGUUUGUUCAAAACAGAGGUGGUGGAGUUAAUUAGGUGCAGGGCAUGAUACUCUACUAAAAAUCUUAAAAACAUUGUCAAAUGUGUUAUCAAAUCAACAAAAUUGGAAAGGUGGAAAGACAUGCAACAAAAUGGCUUCCAAAACG